Mesorhabditis spiculigera is the source of this 234-nucleotide messenger RNA. Lineage: Eukaryota; Metazoa; Nematoda; Chromadorea; Rhabditida; Rhabditidae. The record is from the annotation of a GenBank genome assembly.
AUGGCAUCAAGACCCGAAUCGGAGGGCUUGAUUGGAGCCGACGAGUCCGACGAGGUCAAGAAGCGCCAGAACAGCAAGGCUUUCGAACCCCAGGACCAACUCGAUGCCUGCAACGCCAAGAUCGUCGCUCGAGAACGCCCGUGCCGUCUUUCUGCCGAGGCCGAGUCGAACCGCAUCGAGGCUGAACACCACGGACAAGCUGUUGCCUCCCUUGAGAAGAAGCAGAAGGCCUUC